GAGAUCCGCACGUAUUGGCAGCACAGGCACAGUUGUAUAACCUAUUCGUAUUUUUUAUUCGCAAUUGUAGUUUCAAUUCGUCGCAAAACAAAUCGAAACAAUGGCUGGUGAACAAGAGAAGCUGACCGGCAUGUCAAAAAUCUUCAAUGGCACAACCAUGGCCGGCCGUGCCAAUGUGGCCAAAGCUACGUACGCCGUCAUGGGCCUGCUCAUCGCCUACCAGAUCUUGAAACCAAAGAAGAAGUAGAUGACGUACCCUAGUUUGUGCAGCCUAUUAGACGUGCUUGUUCUCCUGGCUCCCAGUAACUGGCAGCAGGUACAGGACAAUAGCCAUGUAUAUUUCACAUAUGUGUAGUGCAACAUCUUAAAGGAAUAAACAAUUUAAAUAUCUAACACGGAAA
Messenger RNA from Drosophila hydei, 401 nucleotides. RefSeq lists its product as uncharacterized. Lineage: Eukaryota; Metazoa; Arthropoda; Insecta; Diptera; Drosophilidae. The record is from RefSeq and is a predicted model, not a curated record. The transcript has 3 exons. Bases 101 to 247 code for a protein of 48 amino acids.